AUGCCGUUGGGGAAAAUGAAAGCCGCCAUUUGUGCGGCUCGUAAGAAACCUCUCAUCUCGAUGCUCGCUACGACUCUGCGCCGCUCGGCGGCCCCCAAGCGCGCGCUUGCUCAGCUACAGAGCCAGCGCCGCCACGGCGGAUCGCUCUCCAAGAAUAAGCACAUCGAGAACUGGAACAAUUGGCGAGGAGACUCGGAGAAGCGCUUCAAGUUCAACGGAGAGUUCUUCACGUCCAUCGCGGCCUGGGGUAUCUUCCCUUUCGGACUCUACUACGUCAUGGGUGCCGAUGAGCGCCGUAAGCGUGACCUGCGCAACGGCGUGCCGGAGAACUUUCGCCAGUAGACGACAAAAACGGUUGAAGAUCUACACCAAUAAUGGGUAGACAAGCGAAGCCAUGUUGAAAGAAGGAGCUUGUUUGUAGACGAGUGUGCAGUCAAAAUCGCACAUGUCAAUUAAUCAAAUUCGUUGCGGCUUCGC
This is a messenger RNA of Phytophthora infestans T30-4, 477 nucleotides long. RefSeq lists its product as uncharacterized. The record is from RefSeq and is a predicted model, not a curated record. The coding region runs from base 1 to 342 and encodes 113 amino acids. The transcript has 3 exons. Lineage: Eukaryota; Oomycota; Peronosporomycetes; Peronosporales; Peronosporaceae.